UGUUACCUUGAUCAGCUAAAUGCAUGUGCCUUGGUGAGUCACCUUGUCUUGCCGACUUCCCCCGAUUCUUUAACAAUAAUCUAAUCUCCACCCGCUGCCAUUAAAGUUUUUUUUAGAAAGAGGAGAAAUCCCCAAAGUUUUACAAGUAGUAGAAAUGUUGUCUGUUUGCUUUGUGCAACUCAAACCCACAAUUCAUCCUUCUUCUCCAUUUUCACCCGAUUACAACCCAAAUUAAAGUCCCCUUGAAAAUUUAACACCCAUAAAAAUAAUCAGAUCAUGGGAAAAAGAAAUGGAGCUGGUUCAUUAUUGUCACCUCAAAACCUUCAAUGGGGUUGCGUAAUUGCUUCAGCAGUUUUACUAAUCGCAAAUGGAACUCUAAUUCAUAAAUCAUUUCUUGUUCCUCUGUUUAUUUUACAAGCACCUGAAGAGAUUUUCACUUGGAUCAAGGGUGAAAAUGGUGUUUGGGCAGUUUUCUUGGCCCUUGCCUUUAAACUGUUUUACAUCUUUCCAAAAGAACUGGAACUACCCCUUUAUGCCAUGUUGUUCGUAAUUGCUUCUCCUCAAAAAGUAGUUAAACUGAGAGGAACCCAAACUGGUUCUAUAGUUUCUUUGUUGAUUGCAGGGUUUUUGGCUUUUCACCAUUUCUCAGGGAUGGGGAUUGAAAUUUUACAGAAAGGGUUUCAGCAAGGUUCUAUUCUUGCUACUGUUUGUAUUAUUUGUAUCAAUCUUGCUCCGUUGAUGAUUUUGAUUGGAUCGAAGUUAUGAAUCGGUGGAUGAAUCUAUGACGAAACAGAUUUUAGGGAGAAAAUUGGGACUUGUGUCUAAUAUUUUUUUAUGUGAUUUUCUUUUUGAAUUUGUAGUACAGGUAUAUUAGGAUAUGUAAUGGUAAUGGUAGAUGUCAUGUUUGUAAUACCGCCAACCAUGAUGCAUACAGUUUGGAACGAGGGGAAUACUAGUACAAAGUUCUAACUUCCAAAAUUUCUAGUCCAUAAUAAAAGUCAAGAUGAUAAAUGUUAUUGAAUCUUAGUCGUUAAUCAAAUUCAU
Papaver somniferum (opium poppy) is the source of this 1044-nucleotide messenger RNA. Its product is annotated as cold-regulated 413 inner membrane protein 2, chloroplastic-like. The transcript has a single exon. Gene Ontology annotation, cellular component: membrane. Lineage: Eukaryota; Viridiplantae; Streptophyta; Magnoliopsida; Ranunculales; Papaveraceae. The coding region runs from base 277 to 765 and encodes 162 amino acids. The record is from RefSeq and is a predicted model, not a curated record.